AUGAUUGGUCAGGAGGAUAGAGAUCUGCGUAGGGAGGGCUACACGGUGCAGGUGAAUGUGAACGACUACCUGGACAUCUACUGUCCCCACUACAAUGACAGCCAGCGCGUGGUGGGCACCGGGGAGCAGUACAUCCUCUACAUGGUCAGCUACCGUGGUUACAGGACCUGUGACCCCCAGCUGGGCUUCAAGAGGUGGGAGUGUAACCGCCCCCACGCACCAAUCAAGUUCUCAGAGAAGUUCCAACGCUACAGCGCCUUCUCCCUGGGCUACGAGUUCCACGUGGGUCAGGAGUAUUACUACAUCUCUACACCCACUCAUCACCACGGUCGCAGCUGCCUCAGACUGAGAGUUUAUGUCUGCUGCUCCACAGAUGAUUUUAACCCUGAGAUUCCUAAACUGGAGAAGAGUGUCAGUGGAAGCAGCCCAUCCAGGGAUCGCCUACUCAUCACCAUAGCGACGCUCCUUCUCGCUGCCAUCACCAUCUCCUAGCAACGGCCAUCCCAUCAGUAUCGCCAUGCCAACCAGCCAUGGGAGGGCUUGGGCAGGAGGGGUGAAGGAUGAGGAGGACUGAGGAUUUGGGGGAAAGGGGACAGGAGAUUAAGGGAACAUGGAAAAUAGGGAGUUAGAAGACCUUCUGAAUGACAUUGGUUGACAAGGUUUGUGAGUGUGUGUGUGUGUGUGUGUGUGUGUGUGUGUGUGUGUGUGUGUGUGUGUGUGUGUGUGUGUGUGUGUGUGUGUGUGUGAGCGGACUGGUGUUGGUGUGUGAAGUGAAGGAGGGAAGUUGGAAGGCUUCUUUGUGUGUGGUGUGUGUGCAUGUGUGGGUGUGUGCAUGCGUGUGUGUCUGUGCAUGCGUGCGCGUGUGUGUGUGCGUGCAUGUGUGUAUGCGCGCG
This is a messenger RNA of Oncorhynchus kisutch (coho salmon), 893 nucleotides long. Its product is annotated as ephrin-A3. Lineage: Eukaryota; Metazoa; Chordata; Actinopteri; Salmoniformes; Salmonidae. Gene Ontology annotation, cellular component: plasma membrane. The record is from RefSeq and is a predicted model, not a curated record. Gene Ontology annotation, biological process: axon guidance; ephrin receptor signaling pathway. Gene Ontology annotation, molecular function: ephrin receptor binding.